AGGAGUUUUAAUACACUCGUUGUGUUUUAAAAGGUGUAUAUUUCUGUUGGGAGUUGUCUGUCUCUCCUACCACCUCUUUGACCCUUUAAUGAUGGACUCCUCAUGAGUUUGGUGCAAAGUGACCAAAAGGAAGAGAAAAAAGAGCCGAUCUUGGAAACUCUGUCUGGUUGCAGUGGAAGUGAGCAAAAACAAUGGGGGUAGUCUCAGAAGAAGCCAUUGAUGAAUUCCUGGAGCUCAUAGAUCAAGUUGAGGAGCCAUUGAAGAAAACAUUUGAGAAUGUCCAUCAGGGAUACCUGAGGGAGCAUUUGAGUCGUUUUCUGAAAGCACGAGACUGGAACGUAUGUAAAGCAAAAACAAUGCUGGUUGAGUGUUUGCGUUGGAGGGUUGAUAAUGAAAUUGACAGUAUACUAUCUAAACCCAUUGUGCCUAGUGAGUUGUAUAGGGGCGUACGGGACUCUCAGCUCAUAGGAAUGUCAGGUUACACCAGAGAGGGCUUGCCUGUCUUUGCUAUUGGUGUUGGCCUCAGCACAUUCGACAAAGCUUCUGUUCACUACUAUGUCCAAUCCCACAUCCAAAUCAAUGAAUACAGAGACCGUGUAUUACUGCCUUCGAUGUCUAAGAAGAACGGACGGCCAAUCACCACUUGCGUGAAGGUUUUGGACAUGACAGGGUUAAAACUUUCAGCGUUGAGCCAAAUUAAGUUAGUGACUAUCAUAUCAAGCAUAGAUGAUCUGAACUACCCAGAGAAGACAAACACGUACUAUGUUGUGAACGCUCCAUAUAUAUUUUCCGCCUGUUGGAAGGUUGUAAAACCUCUUUUACAAGAGAGGACGAGGAAGAAGGUUCAUGUGUUAUCCGGUUGCGGAAGGGAUGAAUUAUUGAAGAUUAUGGACAUCACAUCCCUCCCACAUUUCUGUAGAAGAGGAGGAAGCUCUGGGUCGUCUCACCACACUGAGGGCGUAGACUGUUUUUCUUUUGAUCAUCCCUUCCAUCAACAGCUGUACAACUAUGUGAAGCACCAUUAUGAGACACAGGGACAAGCAGAACCUGCAAAGCAAGGAUCAUUCCACGUUGGGUUUCCUGAGCCUGAAGCUGAGAUAGCCAAAACCAUUGAAUCGGAACUGCACAAGUUUGAGAACUGCAAUGGUCUAUGCCAGCCUGCUUAUGACAGAAAAGGAUGUCCAUGAAACACUGUAGGAUGAUGCCUCUGAGGUAACUUCUUUCAGUGCUAGCAGAUCAGAUGAGUGAGCUAUGUCAAAUCUCCCUAGCCAUGCAGCUCUAAAGUGAAGAAAAUAAAAUAAAUGUUCUCAUGGCUUCAUGUAUAGUGUUAUUUGAGCCUCUGGAUAGACAUUUGUACCAAAUUUAUUUUGUGUUUUUGUAAAAUGUAAAACAGAGGCCGAAGAAAUGCACUUCUCAAACUCCCUAAGCAA
Molecule: messenger RNA, 1430 nt
Organism: Brassica rapa (field mustard)
Lineage: Eukaryota; Viridiplantae; Streptophyta; Magnoliopsida; Brassicales; Brassicaceae
Product: SEC14 cytosolic factor
Source: RefSeq, a predicted model, not a curated record